ACCAGAAUAAUAUCACAGAGAUCCAACUCUCCAAGUGAAAGAAUAUAUACUAGGGUUUAACCAUUGCUCCUCUCUUUUUUCUCUUCGUAUCUGGAAUCUCAGAAAAUCGUCUGCACAAGAAAAUUAUCGAUUUCUGCAAACUCAAAUUCCAUGCCUUUCAAUUGAGAUCUCCUAAAAUGUCCACUUCUUUUCUUCUCAUCGUCCGCCAGAGCUCUGUUUUCGCUAUUCGAUGGAUGCAUUCUGGUUUUUGAUUUCACGAUUUGCUUGGAGAUUAUAUCUCUGCUAAGCAAGAAUUUUAUUACAUACGGGUAGUGGCCCUAUUGAAGUUUGGCUAUUCAGAUGUAUGGUCAGGGGAAUUAUGGUCCUCAGGCUGGGCAGGUUAGUUAUACAUCUGUACCUCCCCAGUGCUCAGCUGUUCCUGUUAAUUUGCUUCCUCCUCCUCCUCCUCCUACCCAGCAUGCCCACUCAAGGCCACCUAUAAUGCAGAGUUGUCCUCAAUCAGUUGAAGCGCAGGUAGUUUGUUCCAACCCUCUCAUAUAUCAGCAUAUUCAUCCUGGUGUACCUCAGAAUUUCCCUCGUUCACAAGCUCCAACAGGCGGAAUCAGUUCCAGUCAAUCUUGCUUAAUGCCCACUGUGCCUAAUCCUCCUCCAUCUGUUCAAGUUCAUCAAAGUGCUCCAAUGCAUACCUCCUAUCAAACUGCACAAUGGAAUUCACAAUGGAGACCAACUGCUCAUCAUAUUCUGCCUGCAAUGUCUCCAGGCGCUCCCAGAGUCUUUCCACUACCCCCACCCCCACCCCCACCACAAACACAAACACAAACACAAACACCUUUUGGAGGUUCAGUCCAUAUGUCACUACCAGUACCAGGUAAUACUCAGACUCUUCAACAUGUAGCACCACAAGCAUCCCACUUGCAGGGCUCUAUUUUUUCCCUGUCAGCUCCUAUGUCAUCAACUGGUCCUCUUCCUCCACCACCUCCAUCUAUUCCUGCAGGAGUCCAACCAAUUCCCCAAUCUUUGCCACCUCCUACUCCUCCAGCUCCAAAUACUAUGGCUUCAAUUUCAUCACCUACAGAAGAAUCUUGUAAUUUGGCCAAUCAGUUAGGAAGGGGUUCAACCAUUGAUGGAACUGCCUUUGGCUCAGGGGAUAAUCACUUGGCAUCAGUCUGUGUGUAUGCAUGCACCCAAAAAGAAGAUGGAGGAACUGGAUCCACUAUUGGAUCUUCAGUAAGCGAGAAUCUAAACUUGGAUAUUCCUGCUUCUUCCCCUAAGCCUCUUGAUAGGAAAACACAGCAAAGUAGUGAUAUUCAAGGAAAUAACAAUUCAUCAAUGAGAGCACCAGAAAUUCACUCUUCACUUCAAUCCAUUGAUUCGGUAGAUGCUGGUGUAUCCUAUUCCCCUACCAAUUCUGAUAUGGAAAUGGAAGAUGAUAUUACACAGCCAGACGAAGAACAGAAGGUUCACUCGUUUGGUACUUUGAAUCUGGAGUGUGUUUCAAUAACAAAUAAGCUAGAUCUGGAGGAGCAAUCUCAAGGUGCAUUGAGUACAGCUGAAUGUGGCUUAGUGGAAGAUGUUGUGGAGGAAGAAAGACAAGGUCUGUGUGGAUCGUCAUAUCUUUCUCACUCUAUAGGCAAUAAAUCAUCUCCUAGACUCAAGCUUUCAGCCAUGAGUCCAUUCCAAGAUGUUGCUGAAGUACAACAUUCUUCUCUUGUACAUGAAAAUUCAUGCCAAUCUAAUCCUGGGAUUGGUUCUGAAAAGUUUCCUGCCCAGCCUGCUGAAGGCCUGAGUCCCUUUAGUCUUAUACAGGGCUAUGCUUCUGAUGACAGUUUGGAAAGCAAUAAUAAUGAUGACGAUGGGAUUCGAGUUGAAAAUGCCAGUCUUGCAAUAGGGUCUGGAUCUGCUGAAGUUCGAACCAUUCCAAUUGAAGAUGCAGGGAGAUCACCUGAGUGUUCUCCUGUAUCACUAAGAGCGGUUAGUGAAACUGAUAGGACAUCUAAUGUUGCAGAAAAAUCCACAGAUGCUAGCAGUGAUACUGCUAAUGAAGAACGUAUACAAAAGAAUGCUCUAAGAGAUGACAACACUAACACUGCUUUUGAUAUUUCUAAUUUGCCAAGGGAGGAUGUGAAAAAUACAUCUGGUUUCUUGAAGAUUGAUGAGUUUGGUAGACUUGCCCGAGAAGGGUCUAGUGACAGUGACUCUGGGGAUUCACCACGUUACACAAGGAGACGUGGAAAAAGAGAAAAAAGUUGGAGUAGAAGCCCAUCUCCUUAUGAUAGGAGAAGGUGGAGUCCAAGGAGAAGAAAGGAUAAGCGUGGACGAUCUAGGAGUGUGUCUCCUAAGAGACGCAGAAGCAGGAGCAAAUCUCCUUUUAGGCAUGGGUUUGGUGGCGAUAAAGUGAGAAGUGGGAAAUUUCACCGUUCAGAAUGCUUUGACUUCAAGAGGGGCAAGUGCUACCGUGGAGCAUCAUGUCGGUAUUUCCACCAUGAGUCUGAUAAGAGUGAUAGAUCAAGAUCCUACAGGAGCAAAGAUCAGCAUCGAGUUCGUUUACCUAGUUCUAGGAAUCCUGGUUUACAUGAGGAGACCGGAACAGCUCUCCUUGAUAAAACUAUUCAUGAGAAUAAUAAAACCAAAAGCCCAGAAAUUCAUGAUGUGGGAGAAAAAAGGGAGAGGGAAUCGGAACCUUUAUCUCACCUGCAUGGAAAAGAAAGUUGUACAGAACCUUCUGCAAGCCCAGUAACUCAUGUUAAACCUAAUAAGCAUUCUGACUAUGCUGCGGCUGCUGUUCCCUCAUCAGUUGAAACUGCUGUCAUUUUGCAGUCUCAAAGCCAAAACUCUGAUCAGACUCAUCAUGGUGCUGUUUAUGAACCUAAGCUAUUGGUUAAUUCAUCUGUCACUGAGUCUUCAACUCUCCAGGCAUCAACAUCAGUCCAACUCCAGCAUCUUCAAUUUCCUGAUCCUAAGGAAUUAUCUGCACCUAAUGUACCACUGCCAACAUGUUUUCCACCUUUUCCAGCACUGCCCCAUGCUCCAAGUACAACAUCUGCUCAACAGCUACUUGGACAAUAUAACAUUAUGCCACAGUUUAACUUAGCAUGUAUUGAAAACCGUCCUCCCUGUCAGCCUCCAGUGCCUCCCCAACAGUCUCAUUUUCCUGCACCUGUGAACAUUUCUUGGAAUUCUCUGCCACCAACUAUGCCACCACUAAACCCAUCGCAUCUUUCCUUUGUUAAUAAUGCAAUUGGAAAUACAGCUCUUGGACAAUAUGGUGCAACACCAGGACAGUUUCAACAGAGUAUACUGCCGCCUAGAAAUGACUUUGUUUCUCAAAAUUCUUUUAGACCCUAUCAAAAUGCACUGCCCAGUAUUUCUCAGGUUGGUCAACACCAGGCCUACAUGCAUACUCAGCCUAUUUCCUCAAUGGGGUCACCAAUUAAAAAGGCUCAAACUGUUCCUGGUGAUACUCUGCCUCCCAGUGAACUUCCUCAUCCAUCUUCUAAGAGUUAUCCUUACAUGCAACAGCUCCCCUGUGUUCCCAAUCACUCUGAGGCUGCUUGUGCAUUGGUAUACACAUCUGAUCUUCUAGACAGGAGCAGGGAACCUGGUUUAUCUGGUUUUGGUGGAUCUAAAAUAUCAAGUUACUUCAAUCCUUAUGCAUCUAAGUUUGAGCAGCCAUUAACCUCAAAGAUCAGUUCAGAUGCUCCAAUAGAAGGAAAACACAUGCUUUCUAGUGAUAGAAACUGUGCUUCUUUUAGUUUGCACAAUGUACCAGUUGAUGGGCGACCUGCUGAAAGCCUUGGUUCACAUGAUACACCGCCACAUUCUGCCAGUGCGGCAAACAGAAUGUUGUGUAUGCCUGGUGGUGACCAGUAUGAUCCCCUAUUAGACAGCAUUGAGCCAUCAACAAAUUCAUUCCGGAAAUCUGAUCCUGUACAAAAGCGUGAAACAACUGCCGAUUCUGGUGUCAAGUUAAGGCUUAGUAGAUGGAGUAAUCCAUUGGAUGUUGAAGAAAACAACAUGCAGAAAAGAGAUGGAACUAUUACUAAAGCUGCAUCAACAGGAAAUGAUGAAUAUGGCGAGACAGCAGAUGCAGAAGUGGGUGUGGUUGAAGAUGGAAGUCCAAGUGAUUCAAAUGAUGUUGAAGACAUGGUUGAGGGAGAAGUAGAGAUUGAUCAAGUUAAGACAUCUGGGAAAAAAAACAAGAGUAAAGAAUCCAGAUCUACAAGACUUUUCAAGAAUGGCAUAGCUGAUUUUGUGAAGGAGCUUUUAAAACCAUCUUGGCGUCAAGGUAAUAUGAGCAAGGAGGUUUUCAAGACAAUUGUUAAGAAAACUGUUGAGAAGGUGUCUGGAGCUAUGAAGAGUCAUAAAAUACCCAAGUCUCAGGCAAAGAUUAACCGCUACAUUGACUCAUCACAGAGGAAAUUGACAAAGCUUGUGAUGGGCUAUGUUGAUAAAUAUGUCAAGGUAUGAACAUCUUCAGGCAUUCAGCUGAUAUUGAAAAUUUUGCCUGCAGCUGCUCAAUCACCGGCUCACAAGUGCUUGUGACCUCUAUAAAUAGCUGAUGUGUGUCUAGCUUUCUCUUGGUAACUCAAAAGUUGCUUGAAUUUUGAGCAAACCUACGUGUGAUAAAGCUAAGAUGGGGUGGGUAGUUGUACAGCUGCUGUUUUUGAGGAAAUGGAAUGAAGUGCUGUUGUCUCCCGAGUUAGUAUUUCAUGACUACCGGCACAAUAUUUAUGGACCUGUUAGAAGACCUACCUCUAUAGGACUCCCAAUGUCCCAAAUGAACGUGCACAACUUGUAUGUAAUACACUACUUCAAUUUUGAUGUUUUUAAAUGUUAUUGUUUUUCCUACUUGAUCCUUCCAAGUAUGUAUAUGUAGAUAACCUUUGAUUGCCUCUGGAUUGUCUUAUAUAUGCGCAUGCAUGUGUCUGUGCGACUCUGCUAGUCCUGACCUUUAAUGCCCUAAAACUCAGCGAAGCUCGACUUUCCCAAUGAAGUAUUUUCUCCUUCCCUUCAUUCCCUUGUUUGCUGAAAACGUGAAGAACGGGAAGUGCUAAACAGCUAAAGUAAGUGUUGUAUUAGGAUGCCAAUGGUAUUACAAGGUACUGUUUUAUUUGCUUUUUAAUUACUGUGACAAUCUGCCUAUCAAGAAUUGUGAAAAAGCUUCUUAUUUGUUUCUGCCCUGGAGUAAUGCUGUAGCUUAUCUGCAAAAAUAUGAUUUGGAACUGCAGAAAACAAGGCAGAUCGCUCCCCAACAUGGUAUAGAAGUGGCGACGGCGAUGAAAUGAAUCACGGAGUGAUGAAUUGGUACCAAGAGAGCAUUAAAGGAUGAUACCAUUUGAAUGCUCUUGUAUUGCCUGCCAAUCCUGCAUUUCAGUUGAGGUAUGGUAGAUGGAAUUGUUUUUUUUUUCAACAUUGUCAUUGUAUUUUAUUAUUGCCAUUCCUUUGGAAGAUUGAUUAUCGAACAUUCAAUGUAUCAUGGUUCUAUCAAUCCUCAACGAUGAGUUUGAAAUGUUGUUUUAA
Messenger RNA from Ipomoea triloba (trilobed morning glory), 5520 nucleotides. RefSeq lists its product as uncharacterized. NCBI's taxonomy places the organism in Eukaryota, Viridiplantae, Streptophyta, Magnoliopsida, Solanales, Convolvulaceae. Gene Ontology annotation, molecular function: metal ion binding. The record is from RefSeq and is a predicted model, not a curated record. The transcript has 6 exons. The coding region runs from base 340 to 4467 and encodes 1375 amino acids.